CCGCCACUGAACGUUGUGCUAAAAAACUCAUUAAAAUACUAAGCUUUACCUUCAAAUAUAAAAAUGGAAACAAUGUCAAAUCCUUAUCCAAAAAAAAUGCACGACACUUAUGAGGACGAAGAAGAGAGGAAACAUUUCCAACGUAUUGUCUCUGCCUUUAAAUAUUACAAAAAUCAUUCAUUACUAAGGGUUAAAAAAACAGAAUCCUAUUUACUAUCAUUACCAACUCAUCAUCAGAAGCUUUUAUCAAAGUAUAGAGAACAUUUACAAGAAGUUAAAAGAUGUAUUGAAAAUAAUGAUGAGAUAAUUAAGCUUAUUAUAAAGGAUGUAGCACAUAUUUUUGAAAAUGUGAGCCCAGCUACUGCACAGACUGACAGUGUAAGAAAAGUUCACCUGACGUUAAAUCCUCGUCCAGUAAUGGCUGAUCAAGAAAAGGUCCAAGCUACAAUUAAGCAACUGGUUCGUGAUUGGAGUGUGGAAGGUACCGAAGAACGCAUGGCGUGUUAUCUGCCUAUCAUAAAUGAAAUUAUGAAUCAAUUUCCCUUAGAAUAUUGUACACCAUCAGAUGUGCAAAUUCUAGUACCUGGAGCAGGUUUGGGGAGACUAGCAUAUGAAAUUGCAAGACGUGGAUAUACUUGUCAAGGAAAUGAAUUUUCCCUCUUUAUGCUCUUUGCUUCUCACUUUGUAUUAAAUAAGUGUAGAGGUGUAAAUUCAUAUCAAGUACAUCCAUGGGUACAUCAAUAUAUGAAUAAUUUAAAACCAGAGCAUCAAACUCAAGCUGUAUUUUUCCCAGAUGUAAAUCCCAGUGAUCUUCCAGAAAAUGCACAGUUCUCAAUGGCAGCUGGAGAUUUUCUGGAGGUUUAUACAGAAGACAAUCACUGGGAUUGUGUUGCAACAUGCUUUUUUAUAGAUUGCGCAAAUAAUGUUGUACAAUUUAUUGAGACUAUCUAUAAAAUUUUAAAACCAGGGGGUAUAUGGAUAAAUCUUGGGCCACUAUUGUAUCAUUUUAGUGAUAUGCCAAUGGAAGAUUCUAUAGAACCAAGUUAUGAUGUUGUUCGUGAUGUGAUUCAAGGUUUUGGAUUUCAAUUAGAGAAGGAAGAAACACGUGUGAAAACGCGAUAUGCACAGAAUGUUAACAGUAUGUUGCAGUGUGAAUAUAAUAGCGUAUAUUUUGUUUGUCGAAAACCUAAAAGACACAUAGAUAAUAAUAUGAGUCAUAGAAAUGGCACUGAAAGUAAUGGUAUGCAAGAACAAGAAAACUAACUAUUGAUGACUUCCUGUGUUUUAUUUGUAAGAAAAAUUGAUGUAAUUGUAAAUGCAUUACAUAAUAGGUUCAU
Molecule: messenger RNA, 1337 nt
Organism: Eufriesea mexicana
Lineage: Eukaryota; Metazoa; Arthropoda; Insecta; Hymenoptera; Apidae
Product: carnosine N-methyltransferase
Exons: 7
Coding region: 64-1263 (399 amino acids)
Biological process (GO): carnosine metabolic process
Cellular component (GO): nucleus; cytosol
Molecular function (GO): carnosine N-methyltransferase activity
Source: RefSeq, a predicted model, not a curated record